This is a messenger RNA of Populus nigra (black poplar), 1630 nucleotides long. Its product is annotated as putative UDP-rhamnose:rhamnosyltransferase 1. Bases 90 to 1493 code for a protein of 467 amino acids. Gene Ontology annotation, molecular function: UDP-glycosyltransferase activity. Lineage: Eukaryota; Viridiplantae; Streptophyta; Magnoliopsida; Malpighiales; Salicaceae. The transcript has a single exon. The record is from RefSeq and is a predicted model, not a curated record.
UCAAUUUCUUAAACAUUUGUGGCACUCUCGGAAUCAGGAUAGACCUUUUAUUACUUCCCUACAGAUCAUUUCAGAAUUCAGACAUAGUUAUGGCAAGUGAUUUGCAUAUAGUAAUAUUUCCAUGGUCGGCCUUUGGUCACAUAUUGCCAUUUUUCCAUUUCUCCAAAGCUUUAGCCGAAGCUGGAGUUCAUGUCUCCUUUGUAUCAACUCCGAGGAAUAUACAGCGACUACCUGCAAUAUCACCAACCUUAGCACCGCUAAUAAACUUAGUGGAGCUUCCUUUUCCAGCUUUGGACGUUAAGUAUGGCUUGCCAGAAGGAGCUGAGGCAACAGUAGACAUUCCUGCUGAGAAAAUCCAAUACUUGAAGAUCGCCUAUGAUCUCUUACAACACCCCUUCAAGCAGUUUGUCGCUGAGAAGUCCCCGAAUUGGAUAAUUGCUGAUUUUUGUUCUCACUGGGCUGUUGACAUCGCAAAAGAACAUGGUAUCCCACUAAUAUACUUGUCGAUUUUCUCUGGAGCCACGAGAGCGUUUAUGGGGCAUCCAGGAAAUUUUGUUGGCGAUGGCCAGAAGAUGUUUUGGGGAUCCCCGGAAUCUCUGACUUCACCACCGGAGUGGAUAACCUUCCCAUCGUCUGUAGCUUUCCGAAGCUAUGAGGCAAAAAACAUGUAUCCUGCGAUAUUUGGGGAGAAUGCCUCAGGCAUAAGAGAUGCCGAACGGAUAGCAAAGACUGUAAGUGGAUGUCAAGCUAUAGCUGUCCGUAGCUGCAUUGAAUUUGAAGGUGAGUACAUGGAUGUAUACCAGAAACUUGUAAGUAAGCAGGUAAUUCCAAUAGGUUUGCUCCCUCCAGAAAAACCAGAGAAAAGAGAAAUAACUGAUGGGACAUGGAACACGAUCUUCGAGUGGCUUGACAAUCAAGAACACGAAUCCGUGGUAUUUGUUGGAUUUGGCAGUGAGUGUAAAUUGACCAAAGAUCAAGUUUAUGAGAUAGCUUAUGGGCUUGAGCUAUCAAAAUUGCCAUUUCUCUGGGCACUUAGGAAACCCAAUUGGGCAGCAACAGAUCUCGAUGUUCUACCCCCAGAAUUCAUUAACAAGACUUCCGAGAAAGGGAUUGUCUCCAUAGGAUGGGCACCACAACUAGAACUUCUAUCGCAUCCAUCAAUAGGGGGAUCAUUGUUUCACUCCGGGUGGGGUUCCGUAAUAGAAACUCUGCAGUAUGGACAUUGUUUAAUUGUUUUGCCAUUUAUCGCAGAUCAAGGGCUGAAUGCCAGGCUUCUUGUGGAGAAGGGCUUGGCUGUUGAGGUAGACAGGAAGGAAGAUGGAUCAUUUACCAGACAUGAUAUUGCCAAGUCUUUGAGACUAGCUAUGGUCUCGGAGGAAGGAAGUCAGCUGAAGACUCGAGCAAAAGAUGCCGCUACCAUAUUCCAGAAUAGGAAGCUGCAUCGGGACUACAUCAAUAGGUUUGUGAAGUAUCUGAAGGAUGGAGUUUCUUGAAACUGUCGAAACGUAUCCCGAUUGUCCGAUCUCUCACUGUCUUUAUCCUCGUCUUACUCGAGGAUAAAUAUUUGGGCAACUAUGAUAUAUAAUUGUGUAUUAUUUUGGGAAUAAAGUCUUCAAUUUGAUUGUGAGAA